Molecule: messenger RNA, 2758 nt
Organism: Plasmodium gaboni
Lineage: Eukaryota; Apicomplexa; Aconoidasida; Haemosporida; Plasmodiidae
Product: protein transport protein Sec24A
Exons: 4
Biological process (GO): COPII-coated vesicle cargo loading; intracellular protein transport; endoplasmic reticulum to Golgi vesicle-mediated transport
Cellular component (GO): COPII vesicle coat; endoplasmic reticulum exit site
Molecular function (GO): SNARE binding; zinc ion binding
Source: RefSeq, a predicted model, not a curated record
AUGCAGCCGUAUGAUUAUAAUAGAGGUUUAAAUAAUAAUACAGCAAAUUACAAUAAUCAGAAUAAUGCAAAUGCUCCUAUAAAUAAUCCGUUUCUUCAUAACAACGAUGUAGGAAAUAAUAAUAAUAUGAAGACAAAUGAAGGUCCAUAUAAUGCACCAACAUAUUUUAACCCUGGUCAGCAUCAACAACAACAACAACAGCAGCAACAACAAGGUCCACCUCUUCAUCAAGGUUAUCAGCAUGCUGGUGUAUAUGGUAUGAAUCAAGGUAAUUAUAAAACAAAUAAUAUAGGUGAAAAUAUGUAUAAUCAAGAUGUUCAUAAUAAUAGUGGUUAUAUAAAUCAAGGACAACCUUAUCGUAAUAUGACGAAUCAGUUUAUUCCUGUAGGUGCAAAUAAUACUUUAAAAGCAGGAGGAAAUAUGUUAGGUUAUGAUAAUAUGGGUAAUAUAAAUCAUGUACAGCCAAUUAUAAAUGAUACAUAUCAAGAAUUUUUACAAUUUAAUGCAUUUUCUCAUUUUGUUAAAAGUUCAGUUAGUUAUAUGCCAGCCAAUACUACUUUGAAACAAAAAGCUUAUGUACCUCUUGGGUUUGUGAUACAACCUUUAGCACCUAUACCAGAUGGUUAUCCAGAAUUAGCAUCUGUAAAUUUUGGUAAUUCAACAGUUGUAAGAUGUAAAAAAUGUAGAACUUAUAUUAAUCCAUUUGUUAGAUUUGAGGCUGGAGGGAAAAAAUGGAAUUGUAAUAUGUGUUAUAAUAUUAAUGAUACUCCUCAAUUUUAUUUUGUACCUUUAGAUGAAAAAGGAAAGAGAAAAGAUUUAUUUCAAAGGCCAGAAUUAUGUACAGGUAGUGUUGAAUUUAUUGCACCUAGUGAUUAUAUGAUAAGACCACCACAACCACCUGUAUAUUUAUUUUUAAUAGAUGUAACAGUUACAUCAGUAAAUUCUGGUUUAUUAGAUGUUGUUUGUAGUACAAUAAAAAGUUUACUACCAAAAAAUAAUGAUUCAACCGAAAAUAAUAAUAACAACGACAAUAAUAAUAAUAAUAAUAAUAGUAAUGGUAAUAGUAAGAAUUUAAAAUCUUUUGAUUCUCGUACCUUAAUUGGUAUUAUGACCUUUGAUUCAACUAUACAUUUUUAUAAUUUAAAUUCUAAUUUGAAACAAACACAAAUGAUGGUGGUUCCUGAUAUACAAGACAUUUUUAUUCCACUUCCUGAGGAUAUUUUAGUAAAUGUUCAUGAAUGUCAAAAUGUUAUAGAUGUGUUAUUAGAUAAUUUACCAGGUAUGUGGAGAAAUAAUAAAAUUAGUGAUUGUUGUGCAGGAAAUGCUUUAAAAGCUGCUUUUAUGGUAUUAAAAAAAGUUGGUGGGAAAUUAUUAUUUUUUCUUUCUUCAGUUCCAAAUAUUGGUGAUUUAACUGUAAAUGUGAAUAGAGAUAAUAAGGAUAAAAGUAAAAUUAAAAAUAUUUACAGUUCUAGUAGUUCAACUAAUAAUGUUGUUGAUUCAAAAUUGAGAGAAGUAGAAUUAUUAAAUCCAUGUAAUAACCUUUAUGCUGAAUUAGCGCAAAAUGUAACACAAUAUCAAAUAGCUGUAGAUUUAUUUGCAUGUCCUUUAUAUAAUUUAGAUUUAGCUUCUAUAUAUCCCUUAGUAAAAAAUUCUGGUGGCUCAUUAUAUUAUUAUCCUCAAUUUAAUGUACAUCAAUAUAAUGAUAAAUUGAAACAAGAAUUAUUAUUUGCCUUAACAACAGAAACAGCAUGGGAAUCUGUUAUGAGAAUAAGAAUUAGUAGGGGUUGGAAAAUUACUAAUUGGUAUGGAAAUUAUCAAUUUAGAGGAGCAGAUUUAUUAGCAUUACCAAAUUGUCAUUCCCAUCAAAAUUUUUGUAUUAUUGUAGAUUUAGAAGAAAAUGUAGUACAAGAUUCAAUGGUUUAUGUCCAAUCAGCUUUAUUAUAUACAAAUUCUAACGGGGAAAGAAGAAUACGAUUACAUACAUAUGCUUUACCUAUAACACAAAAUAUAAAAACUAUAACUGAUUCAAUAAACCCACAAGUUGUUGUAUCUUUGUUAGCUCACCAAGCAAUAGAUAUUAGUAAAAAAGGAAAAAUAGCAGAUGGAAGAAAUUUAAUUCAAAAUCUAUGCUCACAAGUAUUAUCAUCUCAAUUAUUACAAUCAGAAUGUGCAAGAUUGUUAUCUUUAUAUAUCUUAGGUAUGCUCAAAUCAGUAGCAUUUAGAGAUAGUGGAGAUGUUCCAUCUGAUCUAAGAAUAUAUCAUUGGUAUAGAUUAGAAAAUAUACCCGUAGAAUCUGUUGAGGCAAAUUUCUAUCCCAGAAUGUUUAGUUUACAUAAUUUAGAAAAGCAUCAUGGAAACCUAGACGAAAAUAAUAAUAUAGUAUUACCUGAUGCAUUGAAUUUGACAUGUGAAAAUAUGACUCAAGAUGGUUGUUAUAUAGUUGAGGAUGGAGAGACAAUAGUCAUGUGGAUAGGAAGGAGCAUUAAUCCUCAAUGGAUCUAUGCAGUUUUUGGUGUACAAACCAUAGAUCAAUUAAACACGGAAUAUGCAGAAAAUCAUUUAGGUUCAACAGGAAAUCCUUUCGGAGUACAAAUAUUAAAUAUAAUUAAUACAUUAAGAAAAAUAAGAACACCAUGUCAUAUGAAAUUAUUGGUAGUAAAACAAGGAGAUCCCUUAGAAUAUAAAUUUUUCUCAUACUUAAUUGAGGAUAGAUCACAACACAUGAUGCUGUCUUUAAAAGAAUUCUUGGCCAAAAUUU